UGUGUUUGGAUGUCUGAUAUACAAAGUGUGCUGUGUACUUACUCGAAUUCGAAUCUAAACUAUUAUCUCCGAAAAAAGUUCUCAUCAUUACACGAUACUUUUUCUAGAAGAAGACAUCAACUUUCAAAAAGAGGCACAAACUAUGUAGAUUUUGAAGAGAUGAGAAAUGUUACUUACGAAGGUGAACUUGGAAAUUUCGAAACAGUAACUUUUGUUGAAGAAAAUUAUCUUCUCGUGGGAAAUAGUUUAUUAGGACUAUCUACCAUUCCCAAUCAAGAGAAUGUCGUGAACUUGCAACAGGAAUUCGAGAGAAUUCCAAAAGACCAACGAAUUACAUUCGCAAAAGCUGUAAUUUACGAAAAUGUCUCCAUAAUUCUCUCAAGAUUGGAACUAGGCGAAGCUCAUAUUUAUGGUUUUAGAAACGAAAGACAUUUUUUUAUACAGACUAUCCUUGUUCCAUAUUCCAUUGAUGCCCACUUUUUUGUAUUCAAUGAUGAUUUGUAUCUAAUGGUUAUCAAUAAUAAAGGCGAUAAUUUGGCAGAGACUAUAAUAUACAAGUGGCUGGGAUCUCACUUUGAUGAAAUUGAAACAAUUUUUACAACAGGGGCAAUAAAGGUUACAAGUUUCAGUACCAAUACAUCAGAAAUUAUAAUAAUAAUACAGCAUUUAUCAAAUAGAAAGGUAUGGUCGGCUAUUUAUGAAUUCAGAGGGAAUGGAAUCAAAAAAAUACAAUAUAUUGAAACAGAAACUCCUGUUAACCUUGAUACUUAUAGUAGUCGGCACAAGAGAUAUGUUAUAAUAUAUGGGCAGUCGAAGAAUAAUAUGAUUUAUCUUUGGAACGGUAAGCAAAUUACUACCGAUAUCAUUCAGUCAAUCAAGAUACAGGACAAGUUUUUAAUUUCAUCUAUUGGUACCCACACAGCACAUGAAAAAUUGCAAGUAUACCGUUUAUCUUCAGAAGACGUACGAAUGGAAGGUGAGAAACACUUUUCUUCAAAUUACUCAGCUGUUUUAGGCAUGCACACUGAAGAAAUUGAAGGUAGUAUUACAACCAUCCUGGUUGGUUUAACGGAUAACCUUGAAAUAAAUGUGAAGGUGGCACCUUUCACGAUCAAUUUUAUCGAAACAGAAUAUACUACAAAAGAAAAGAAUACACUUCGAGAAUGUUUCAAUACUCUGGAGCGGAGAGUUUACACGAUGAGGAAACAAAUCAAUGAAAUGAACUCUGAAAUGAAUAUUGACAUUUCUGAUACUGACUCUGGAACUACUGAAGAUUUCUCUAGCGCCAUACUCAGUGAUGAUUUGACACUGGAGAAUGGAAUAGAAAAGGACUUGAAUGUUAUCAAAGUGAGACUGGAAUCAGUGAAUUCAUUUUUGAACGAUUACACGGUCCCCAAUUCAAAUACUUUAAUUGUGAAUGGAAGCUUGAUUAUAGAAGGUUCCGCUGAAGCUGACGAAUUGUCUGGAAAAGGUAUCACAAUUAAAUCUGCAAAUGGAAGAAAAUGGGUGCCAGAGCAAUGGUUGAAGUAUGAAGAACCCCAAACGAUAACAGGUCCAGUGAAACUAAAAAACGUUUAUACUAAAAUGUUGGAAACAACACCAGAUGAUCCAUUAGUGAAAGAUCUCUUGCUGAAAGACGGAAAUCAAACAAUCACAGGCCACAUUUCGAUAGGAAACCUCACAGCCAGUAGGAUUUAUGCAAGAAAAAUCAACGACAUACCGAUGGAAAGAGUUCUCCAGAAAGGCGAUCCUCAACCUGUUCAGCGCGUUACAACAAACAAAAAAGUUGAUGUUGGUGAGCAAAUAGGACUAUUGACUCAGAAGGAAUCUGCUAGUGAUCUACCUGUACAGUCCAAGAUAAAUUUCGAUUCGAAUGUUGCUAUAGAAAAUUUGGAAGUCGAAACUAUAAACGGUAUAGAUUGGAAUGAGUUUGUGAAUUCUGUGUUCAGGAUAGGAACGGAUUCUGUGAUAACUGGCCCUCUUACUUUCUCAAAACUAAAAACUAUGAGGCUGAGCCUCAAAAAGUUGAAAGAUCUGAAUGUAGCAGACCUAUUGACAACAUCAACAGAUCAGACAAUUCAUUCCAAUGUGGAAUUCUAUCGUAUUUUCUCUAGAAAAAUAUCCGCUGAAACUGUGAACAACGUCAACUUACGUGAAUCGGCAGUUUUGUUUGGACAUAAUGAAACCAUCAAUGUUCCUGUAACAUUCCAAAAGCUGAACGUCGUCAAAGAUUUGGAAAUAGCUGGGAAACUCGAUGACUCGCUCUUUUGGAAGGCAGGCGAUCAUAUCAUAGGAACUGAUGAAUCUGACCUAUUUCAACAUUAUAGUGGUAAAGUUACGAUCAAAGGAAACUUGCACCUGAAGAGUCUAUAUCUUCAACCGAAGACGAAAUUGAUUGUUUCCGGAAAACAAAUGAGUUCCGAUUUGGCUAACACAUACUGGACCAAAAGUACAAACCAGAAAAUAGACCAUCAUAUGACUGCUCUGCGAGGACUGUCCACUCCUCACAUAUUGACAACUGUGUUGAACGAUAUCAACUUCAGUCAGUACAUGUUGAAUAACAACAACGAGAAAUUGGAAACAGAUUACCACUUCGAUACCGUCAGUGUCAAUGGAAAUGUUAUUUUGAGAAAUACAGCACAGCAUCACCCUGAUGUAAAACAAAUUGGAAAAGAAGCCAUUAAAACAAAUGGAAGUUUCAUAAUCAAAGGCAAAAAAAUAUACGAAGAUACACUGAAAGCCGAAAACUUAGCAACAUUAAAAUUGGAUGGGAUUGAUGCUCUUGAGACUCUAAACACCAAAUGGCCUGCUAAUGUGACUGGACUUAAAGUUUUCAAAGAUCUAAAUGUUAUGGGAAAUAUGAAUUCGUCCUUAACACAAGUGCCGGUGAUCAAUGAAGAAACUGUUGAAGAUAUCACAAAGAAUGUUAUUUACAUUGAUGAACCACAUAAUAUCACCUCUCUGAAUUUCGUUGAUCUGAAUGCUUCCAAUUUGCUGGUCACUAAACUUAAUGACCAUACAAUUGAUGAGUACCUUUCAAGUUCGGAGAAGUUAUUAUCUUCAUCUGCUAGAAUCGAAAAUUUAAUAGUGAAAGGAAAUCUCACUGUCACAAAUAUCAAGGAUCUGUUGACAAUUAAUGACAUUCCUUUUGAAGACUUAUUGGAGAAGGCCCCAAAGACUGGAGACUCUGGAGGAAUCGUUGGAGAUGUACGGUUUUCUGGAAAAGUAACCGUUGGCGACCUUGGUACAUCAUUUCUCAAUUCCAUAGAUUUAGAAAAUAUAACUGGAAAAUUUUUGUUUCGAAAAUUCAAUCAGACCAUCUCUGCACCGUACAGUUUUGGCAGUAUCAAAGCAGGUAAAUAUGAUUCGAAUAGUGUUUAG
This is a messenger RNA of Leptinotarsa decemlineata (Colorado potato beetle), 3381 nucleotides long. RefSeq lists its product as uncharacterized. NCBI's taxonomy places the organism in Eukaryota, Metazoa, Arthropoda, Insecta, Coleoptera, Chrysomelidae. The record is from RefSeq and is a predicted model, not a curated record.